This is a messenger RNA of Arabidopsis lyrata subsp. lyrata, 1493 nucleotides long. Its product is annotated as heat stress transcription factor A-8. Bases 193 to 1317 code for a protein of 374 amino acids. Gene Ontology annotation, cellular component: nucleus. NCBI's taxonomy places the organism in Eukaryota, Viridiplantae, Streptophyta, Magnoliopsida, Brassicales, Brassicaceae. The record is from RefSeq and is a predicted model, not a curated record. Gene Ontology annotation, biological process: regulation of transcription by RNA polymerase II. Gene Ontology annotation, molecular function: RNA polymerase II cis-regulatory region sequence-specific DNA binding; DNA-binding transcription factor activity. The transcript is spliced from 2 exons.
CUUCCUCUCUUCCUUGAAAUUUCCUUUGAUGUGAACGACGAUCCCUUGCCCAACGCACAAGUUUCAUCGCCUUCCCACAUAAACCCAAAUCCCAAAUUCUCUUCCUUUUUCCUUUUCCUUGCGACAAAUCGAUUCAAUCCCAGAUUUCAAAAUUCAAAAUUUCAUCAAAAGAUUGGAGAUUUCUCUGAGAUUAUGGUGAAAUCGACGGACGGUGGUGGUGGGUCUUCUUCUUCUUCAGUGGCACCGUUCUUGAGAAAAUGUUACGAGAUGGUUGAUGAUUCUUCAACUGAUUCUAUAAUCUCAUGGAGUACAAGUGCAGAUAACAGCUUUGUUAUCUUGGACACGAACGUCUUCUCUGUUCAACUUUUGCCUAAAUACUUUAAACACAGCAAUUUCUCUAGCUUUAUUCGUCAGCUCAAUAUCUACGGGUUUAGAAAAGUUGAUGCAGAUCGUUGGGAGUUUGCGAAUGACGGGUUUGUUAAAGGUCAAAAGGAUUUAUUAAAGAAUGUUAUCCGGAGGAAGAAUGUUCAAAGUAGUGAGCAGAGCAAACAGGAGAAUAGAAGUACAAGUACAUGUGCUCAGGAAAAGACUGAGAAGAGUGGAUUGUGGAAAGAAGUUGAUAUUUUGAAAGGCGAUAAGCAGGUAUUGGCGCAAGAGUUGAUCAAAGUUAGGCAGUAUCAGGAGACGACGGAUACUAAGAUGUUACACUUAGAAGAUAGAGUUCAAGGAAUGGAAGAGAGUCAGCAGGAGAUGCUUUCGUUUUUGGUAAUGGUUAUGAAGAAUCCAAGUCUUUUAGUUCAGUUACUUCAGCCAAAGGAGAAAAACAGUUGGCGAAAGGCGGAAGGAGCAACGAUUGUGGAAGAAGUGACUGAUGAAGGAGAAUCAAACUCAUAUGGUCUUCCUUUAGUAAAAUACCAGCCACCAUCGGACAACGGAACAGCAAAGUCAAACACGAACGACGUAAAUGAUUUCUUGAGAAACGCCGAUAUGUUGAAGUUCUGCCUAGAUGAAAAUCAUGUACCAUUAAUCAUACCUGAUCUAUACGACGAUGGAGCAUGGGAAAAGCUUUUGUUGUUGAGCCCUUCAAGGAAGAAGACGAAGAAGCAAGAGAACAUUGUGAAGAAAGGAAAGGAUGAUUCGACAUUGGAGGAGGAGGAGGAUGGAACUAUGGAAUUAGACAAGAGCCAUAUGCUCAAGCUGAUAUCAGAAGAGAUGGAGAAACCAGAUGACUUUGAAUUUGGACAGCUUACUCCAGAGAGGUCUAGGAAUCUUGAGAUUCUGACUGAGCAGAUGGAAUUACUGGCUUCAAAUGAUUAAGCAGCAGUAACCGAAACACCGGAUUGAUUUUUUGAACAUAUCAGUCUCAAACUUUUGUUAUGUAAACUCUAUAUAAUGAACGACGAAGUAGGCACCGGAAUAUUAUUUUCACCGGUGCAAUUCUCAAAGAUGUUAUAGCGUCUUACUACAAAAACAUGGUUGGAACUUUUUGACAA